AUGGCUUUCUACUUUGCUUUGAUGAAUAUUUCCAAUGCUAACUUUGAUAAGUCAACAAAACGUCGCUCAUCGUCCCUAUCACGUAAUCAUCGCCAGAUACAGCGAUCUGAUCGGCGACGUUGCACAAUCAUCUCUAAUCAUGCUGAUGCUUUCUUCAAAAAGGAGGAAUCAUUAUCUCAAAAUUACCGAAGCCGAUGUGAAUCUCAUGAAGUUCAAAAGAUCUCAAAACUAAGAAAUCAUAUUCAAGAGAAAAAAGUGACGUUCGAGAAAAGAGAAUCCGAGAAACCAACAAUCAAAAUAAAUAACUUUAUAGGGAGUCACGCUUUUUUAGAUGCGGAAUGCUUUGUAACGUCAUUUUAUAAUGCAGAUAUUGAGUACAAGCAGCACAGUGUUGUAAAGAAUUCGUUGUCGAUCCGAAAGAUACCUUCAUAUGGCGAUGUAAUAGAUGCUCAUUCUCAGUUAUUAAAAACGAAAAGAUCAAAUUCCAAGCAGGGAGAAAAAGUGAACGAGGGAUAUCCUCUCGGCCUAUCAGUUUAUUUUAACCGCGUUCAACACGUGAACGAUCGAGGCAUUGUAUCUAGUAUCGUACAGAAUGCUGCUAAUGAAUUAAUCGAACAGAAAUUAGUCUUGUCAGCACCUCCAAGAAGACGGAAUUUUUGGAAAUGUGCUACCCUCUCACGACGACGAAGUGCCAGCGACAAUCAUCCAAAGUAUAUGUCGUCUUACUUCAAUUCCGGAUUUCAUUUUGUGGAAAAUGAAUCCAAGGCAUUGGAGAGUAACUGUAAUGAAGCUGUUUCAACUGAUGAGAAUUAUAUCUUUUCAUCUUAUAUUUAUUCGAGAAGAUUACCGCUUACAGAUGAUUCUUGA
Messenger RNA from Brugia pahangi, 867 nucleotides. The record is from the annotation of a GenBank genome assembly. Lineage: Eukaryota; Metazoa; Nematoda; Chromadorea; Rhabditida; Onchocercidae.